Messenger RNA from Salvelinus fontinalis (brook trout), 2754 nucleotides. Its product is annotated as ankyrin repeat and SOCS box protein 5-like. The transcript has 8 exons. NCBI's taxonomy places the organism in Eukaryota, Metazoa, Chordata, Actinopteri, Salmoniformes, Salmonidae. Bases 333 to 1262 code for a protein of 309 amino acids. Gene Ontology annotation, molecular function: protein binding. Gene Ontology annotation, biological process: intracellular signal transduction; protein ubiquitination; positive regulation of protein catabolic process. The record is from RefSeq and is a predicted model, not a curated record.
UCUCUCUCUCUCUCUCUCUCUCUCUCUCUCUCUCUCUCUCUCUCUCUCUUCACCCCAUCACAAUAUAUCCUACCCCCCACACAUUCUUAUCCUUCUUAUCGUUUUCUCUCUCUCUCUCUCUCUCUCUCUCUCUCUCUCUCUCUCUCUCUCUCUCUCUCUCUCUCUCUCUCUCUCUCUCUCUCUCUCUCUCUAACUCCUUCUCUGCCUGUUCAUGUUAUUGUGGUGCUUGUCCAUGGCAGUGAAACGACAACAAGUCGAGCAGCCAAUCAGAGAGCAGGAUUUAGACUGGAUCAUGGUGCACUGUGGUGCGGGGACAGAUAGCUGAUGUAAACAUGCCUGAAGUUCCAUCUGCAGAGAGCUCGAGCGAGCAGCAGCCAGAAAACACGUCGAGGAAAAGAACGUUAGACAACACAGACGAUUACACCGCAAAAAAGAAACAAUGCUGCUGGGGUAUUUUAACUAGCCAAGGGUCAUGGGCGGACCGGUCCCCUCUCCACGAGGCAGCGUGUCAGGGCCGUCUCCUGGCCCUCAGGACCCUACUCUCACAGGGUUACAACGCAAACAUCCCUACCAUAGACCAUGUGACGCCGUUGCAUGAGGCUUGCCUGUCAGACCACGCGUCAUGCGCCAAGGCGCUUAUUGCAGCUGGUGCCAAUGUAAAUGCCACCACCAUUGAUGGGGUGACGCCGCUGUUCAAUGCCUGCUCGGCGGGCAGUGCCACCUGUACAGAGGUACUGCUUGAAAACGGAGCCAAGCCCCAGUCAGAGAUAUGCCAGCCCUCGCCCAUACACGAAGCCUCCAGCAAAGGCAGAAUUGCUUGUCUGGAGGCUCUGAUCACAUGGGGAGCAGACGUGGACUAUGAUAUUCCUCACCUAGGAACCCCCCUGUACAUCGCCUGCAUCUCCUCAGGACUCCAGUGCACACAGAAACUCCUCGAUGGAGGGGCCAAUGUGCAGAAGGGCAGGUUCCUGGAGAGCCCGCUCCAUGCAGCAGCUCAGAAGGACUGUACUGAGAUCAUCAAUGUGUUGUUAGAGUUUGGAGCGAACAUUAACGCUAAAAACCUAGAGCUGAAGAGACCGGUGGAGUCAGCCCCACCUAACAGCGCAGCAGAGGAGACGUUACUGCUGCAUGAAGCAACACCCCAGUCACUAUGUCAGCUGUGUCGUCUCAGUAUCAGAGAUUAUAUGGGCCGAUCUCGACUACACCUCAUCCCUCAGCUACACCUCCCCAACCUUCUCAAACGCUUCCUCCAGUACAGAUAGAACACAACGCGCUCUCUCUCUCUCUUUCUGUCUCUGUCCGUCUCUCUGUCUGUUGCUCUUUCCCUUCCCUCUCUGUCUUCCUCUCUCUCUCUUUCUGUCUCUGUCCAUCUCUCUGUCUGUUGCUUUUUCCCUUCCCUCUGUUUCUCUCUGUCUUCCUCCUCCUCUCUUUCUAAAGGAGAGCAUCGUCAUAAUAGAGGAUAUCCUUUAUCCCAUCCUCUCUCUUUCUUUCUCUCUGUUUCUCUCUCCAUCCAUCUUUAUCAUCAAGUGAAUUUUUGUAUCACCCACCGAACCUUAUUUCUUUUUAACCCAGAACCUCAAACGCACCGAAUCCCUCCCAUUCACUGACAUCUGUUUUAACUGUCUCUCUGAAGCACCUACGCGCAUGGUCAUGUAAAUGUGUAUAUUCUGUUACAUUGACCAAAACAAGAGUUUGAAUGCUCAAAAUAACUAAAUAUUAACACUGCGUAAUACUGUGUUAUUGGUCCUUGUUAAAAUGACACCCCCACUGCGGUGAUCGUUGUGAUCCCAACUUGUCAGAACGUUGUCUGUAAAGAUGUGUAUUGGUGUAUAUCAUGUUUUUCUGCACAUUACUAUCUAAGUCAAGUGGAUCAUCUGCAUGUCACUUUGGUUUUGUAUCCAAUAAUCCUGUGCACGCCAUACGUUUAACUGCCUAAUAUUCAUUGGCCCAAAUAAUGAAAGGGGUCAUUGAAUGUUUAAUGUAAUGUAUAACAUAAUGUACUUUAAUGUACACAUAUUGAAUGUUAUGUCAUCUUGAUUGAAUGAGCUGCCUUUAUGCUACCAAUGAUGUAAACAAGAGAACAUCAUGUACUUUAAUGUACAGUGUUAUCUUGCUUGCAUCAUUGGUAGCAUAUAUUUUUAUUUAUUUUAUUUCACCCUUAUUUUACCAGGUAAGUUGAGUGAGAUCACAUUCUCAUUUACAACAACGACCUGGGGAAUAGUUACAGGGGAGAGGAGAGGGGAUGAAUGAGACAAUUGUAAGCUGGAGAUGAUUAGGUGACUAUGAUGGUAUGUGGGCCAGAUUGGGAAUUUAGCCAGGACACUGGGGUUAACACCCCUACUCUUACGAUAAGUACCAUGCGCUCUUUAGUGACCACAGAGAGUCAGGACACCCGUUUAAACGUCACAUCCGAAAGACGGAUAUAUGCAGCUCAUUCAUUACACAUUGACAUGUGUACAUUAGAGAUUCAAUGACUCCUUGUAAUUCCCCGAUAAUGUGGAAGAAGUAAAAAAUAUUUAAAGUGAUACCAUGAUAAUUUGAUUGUGUCUGUCCUAUAUGAGGCUCUUAUGCUAAUCAGAUGUACUGUGAAUAAUAUUGUAUUUCAAUAAUUUUCUUAUAUAAUAUUAGCCAACUAAUAUAUUAACGUGACAUGUAUAUGCAUAACUCACUGAAAAAUGUACAGUAUUUUGCCAAAACUCAUUUCACAUACCUCUCACCUGUUUCACUCUAAUAAAUCAGAAGGUUAUUCCAUGA